Molecule: messenger RNA, 1423 nt
Organism: Macaca mulatta (Rhesus monkey)
Lineage: Eukaryota; Metazoa; Chordata; Mammalia; Primates; Cercopithecidae
Gene: FKBP7
Product: FKBP prolyl isomerase 7
Molecular function (GO): peptidyl-prolyl cis-trans isomerase activity; calcium ion binding
Source: RefSeq, a predicted model, not a curated record
CUGGCCUUCAGGUUGUGCGACUCAGCCUGGAACUUCUGAAUGCAAGACUCCGACCUGAGGAUUCGCUUCAAGGACACCCCAGAAGCACCCAGGAAGCCACCGCCAGCCUAUUUUUUACGCUCCUUUUCCAGCAUGCUUCUUCCACCCCCCAGUAUCUAUCUGCUAGUUCCGUAGGGGUCUUAGAAGUCUUUUGCUUCCACAAAUGACAACCAUAUUCCCUGACUCUACGACAUCCCUGGCUGUUUAUUUCGUCUUAUGCCAGUUCCAUUUUAGAAAUGCCAAUGUUGUCACCGAACCCUGAGGAAACCGGCUGUAAAAUAUGCGGGUUUAGCGAGAAGCAGAGCGAGUGUGCGGUGCAAUCUUAGAGAUGAGAACAGCCAGCCCGGGGGCCUAGAAACAGCGUUAACCGCGCUGAGCCCGCUGCCCAAGGAGGAGGGGUUGGGCCUGUGAGAGGGCAGGGCCGCGUCUAUGGCCCAGCCCCGGCCCUUUGUGACAGUGUACAACGCCUGCCACGCGUCGGAACUCGGCGCGGGGCAUCCAAGGGGCGCGAGUGACACGCGGGAGGGAGAGCGCUGUUCUGCUGGAGCCGAUGCCAGAAACCAUGCAUUUCUUAUUCAGAUUCAUUGUUUUCUUUUAUCUAUGGGGCCUUUUUACUGCUCAGAGACAAAAGAAAGAGGAGAGCACCGAAGAAGUGAAAAUAGAAGUUUUGCAUCGUCCAGAAAACUGCUCUAAGACAAGCAAGAAGGGAGACCUACUAAAUGCCCAUUAUGACGGCUACCUGGCUAAAGACGGGUCGAAAUUCUACUGCAGCCGGACACAAAAUGAAGGCCACCCCAAAUGGUUUGUUCUUGGUGUUGGGCAAGUGAUAAAAGGCCUAGACAUUGCUAUGAUGGAUAUGUGCCCUGGAGAAAAGCGAAAAGUAGUUAUACCCCCUUCAUUUGCAUACGGAAAGGAAGGCCAUGCAGAAGGCAAGAUUCCACCUGAUGCUACAUUGAUUUUUGAGAUUGAACUUUAUGCUGUGACCAAAGGACCACGGAGCAUUGAGACAUUUAAACAGAUAGACACGGACAAUGACAGGCAACUCUCUAAAGCCGAGAUAAACCUCUACUUGCAAAGGGAAUUUGAAAAAGAUGAGAAGCCACGUGACAAGUCAUAUCAGGAUGCAGUUUUAGAAGAUAUUUUUAAGAAGAAUGACCAUGAUGGUGAUGGCUUCAUUUCUCCCAAGGAAUACAAUGUAUACCAACACGAUGAACUAUAGCAUAUUUGUAUUUCUACUUUUUUUAGCUAUUUACUGUACUUUAUGUAUAAAACAAUGUCACUUUUCUUCAAGUUGUAUUUUCUAUUUUCCCCUAUGAGAAGAUAUUUGAUCUCCCCAAUACAUUGAUUUUGCUAUAAUAAAUGUGAGGCUGUUUUGCAAACUUAA